AUGCCACACUGCCUGCGCCGGACAGGACUGGACAGUGGCACCCUGGCAGCCUGCGUGCGCGAGCUGGAGGAGGCGUGCCGGCGCGGCCUGGAGAGCCGGCGCGAGGCCGAGGAGGAGAGCCGGCUGUGUGCGCGGGAGGCGGAGGCGCUGCGAUGCCACGCGCUGGAGCUGCAGCAGCUGCGCGCUCGGCUGGAGCAAGAGCUGCUGCGGAUGCAAGAGGCGUAUGAGCUGCAGGCCGCGGAGCGGCAGGGAGUGAUUGACGCCCUGGAGGAUGAGAGGGCGGCCCUUGCUGUGGCCAUAACUGAGCAUCUGCGGGACUACCAGGAGCUCGUGCAGGCGAAGACGGGGCUCAGCUUGGAGGUGGCCACCUACCGAGCCUUACUGGAAGGAGAAAGUAACCCAGAAAUACUGGUCUGGACUGAACACAUUGAAAAUAGACCCCAAGAAUUCAGGCACGCCUAUCAACACAUCAACUCAGUAUUCCAGAGGGAAAAUGAAAGAAACCUGCUUCCUCCACAGAAAGCCCCUCCCGUGAGAGUAAAUCAUAGCCCCUGGCCAUAUUCUAACCUGCCGAGGAACCUUGGGUCGCAGAGAAGCAUGGGCCUUGGAAGUGCUGCCCAGGGAGGCUUCCUGGGCUCUGGGCAUUCACCUGUGGCUCCCACCAGGCAAGAAAAUGUUUAUGGAGAAAUGGCCAACGGUCAGACCGGUUUCAACGUUUUUUCUCCAACCUAUGGUCUUGUAAGAAACACUGAAACCCAUGUGAAAACACUCCCUGGAAGACCGAAGACGGAAGGUGCACGUGACAUGACCAGGGACAAAGGCAGGAGAGCCACCAGUGCCCCCACGUCACCCCAAGACCAGCAAGACGGCAAGGCAGUGGGCGCUUCUGAGAGGACGGGGUCAAGCAAGAGGACCAUCACUUCAGGGAAGAAAACAGAAGCGAAAACCACAAGGGAGCAGGGAAAACACAUACCAGAAACUAUCAGGACAAAGCAAGAAGAGAAAGUUUUUGAUUCUAAAGAGAAGGCUUCCGAGGAAAGAAAUUUAAGGUGGGAAGAGCUGACCAAGUUGGAUAAGGAAGCAAGGAAGACGGAAAGUCAGCAAACAAGGGAACAGACGGAAAGGGAGGAAUCACAGAGGGAGAGAAAUGUUCAAGAGCGAACGACACCAAUCCGGCUAGAAGCCUCCCAGGGCGGCGUCCCAAAGGUGUCCCCAACAGGCUCCCAGACGUCCGUCAAGAAGGAUGUUGGUGGUGGGACAGGAAGGGAGACGGAAACCAGAGCGAUGAGGUUCAGGUUGGACGCAGGCGAUGCCCCCAGCUCUCUGACUGGUGAUUCCAGGACCACCGCCAUCGCAGAAAACAUUGUCUCCAGUAUCCUUGAGCAGUUCGUGCAGCCUCAGGAGACAGAGGCCCCUGCCACUUCUUUCCCCGACACAAAAGUCACCUACAUGGAAAGGAAAGAGCUCAGUGGGGACAGGAAAACCAAGACAGAAAUCGUCGUGGAGUCCAGACUGACGGAGGAUGUCGAUGUUUCCGACGAAGCCGGCCUGGACUACCUUUUAAGAAAGAAUGUGAACGAAGUGGAGCUGAAAGGGAAGUCCACGGAGCGGAUGAUAGGAGAUAUCAUCAAUCUUGGUCUGAAGGGGAGAGAGGGGAGGGCGAAGGUCGUCAACGUGCACAUCAUCGAGGAGCCCAUGAGCUCCGUAGGAGAAGAGAAAGCGGAGGAGUUCUCCACGCUGUUUGAGGUGGAGGAGGCCGACGAUGUGUCUCCCGAAACAGAGGGGCUUGCUGAGAGGGCAGAGUAUGGAGAGGCAGAGAGCACCUUCUCAGGCCGUCUGGGUGAAAAAACCGAGCAGUCCCCUCUGAGCGUAACCCGUGUUGAAGAAGUGAUGGAGGCCGGCGACUGGGAGGGAGGGCAGAAUUACUUUGUGUCCACUCCAGAUGAUCAGCAGGGGGGCCAUGACAGAGACGAAGGUUCGGUGUACGGUCAGAUCCACAUCGAAGAAGAAUCUACCAUCAAGUACUCGUGGCGAGAUGAAAUCGUGCAAGGGGCUCGGAGGAGGAGGAAGAUGGACGACCCAUGGGAGGAGGUCGUGCAGCCUGUGGAUGCUGCUGCUCCUCUGGAGGGCGGCCCCGAGUCUUCCCAUCGGAGGGGACAAACUCAAAGUGGCCAGCUUCACACGGAGCCCACCAUCAUUGAGAAGGAGAUUAAAAUACCACGUGAAGUCCACACAUCUGUUCAGGGAGUCUUCUCCAAGGAGCCGAAGCACCAACUGGAGGAGGUUAUGGGGCAGCUGGAGGAAAGCCUUCCAGAGCGAAUGCUAGAAGAGCUAUCCGCCCUCACGCGCGAAGGCGCAGGCCAGCCUGGGAGCGUGUCUGUGGAUGUCCACAAGGUCCAGGCCAGGGGUGGGGGCUCCAUGACCUUGGUCGCUGAAGUCAACCUCUCACAGACUGUCGAUGCUGAUCAGUUAGAUCUGGAUGAGCUGGGCAGAUAUGAAGCCAAUGAAAUUGAGAGAGCUGUGGAGUCAGUGGUCCGAGAAAGUUUGACCAAGAGGCAGAACCAAGUGCCUGGAAGCCCCGGCAAGGCAGGUGGAGCAGAGCCCCCGGCCGCUGGCACAGGCUUCAAGCGCUGGGCCACCAGGGAACUGUAUAGCCCCCCUGGUGAGGGUGGUGAUGCCAGCCAGGCCUCUUCUGGCACACAGCAGACCACCUUCCAGGGGCCUGUAUCGGCCACGUUGGAAGUCAGCAGCCCCAGGGGCCUUGCCCAGUCGCAGGUGCUGGAGGACGUCAGCCAGUCGGUACAGCACAUACAGAUAAUCCCCACGGAGCUGUGGAGGGCUGCGCAAGUCCCGUCCGAAGGACUCACCUCAGAAGUGGUUGAGAUGGAUGUGAGUCCCAUCGCGGCGACAUCCCAUACCACCCGUUGGACACAAGAGUCCACUAGCGUCUUCUCUGCAGCGAAAGAGGUGGCAGCUCCCAGCAUGGCUGAACACGGUGCCUGGAGAGACGCUGGCAGUAGGGAAGACCAGGCAGAGGGUGGGAGCUCUCAGGUCUGGGGUGGUGACAAAAACCAGGCCCAAGAGCCCAAAGGCAGGGAGCAGGCUGCAUUUGAUAAGACAGUGCAGCUACAGAGGAUGGUCGACCAGCGGUCAGUGGUUUCCGAUGAAGACAAGGUUGCUUUGCUCUAUCUCGACAGUGAGGAGGGGCAGGGAGGGGACGAUCACUGGUUCUGAGAGGCAAACACGUGGCUCAGAGUAUCUUAUUUGGUAACAUACCAACAUACAAAGGCCUGUACUUAUUUUAAGAGGGGGCUCACUUUAUGAUGCUGCCUCCCCCUUUUUUUUAACUUCAAAGAGGCAAUGGCCAAUUGACUAUAGUUCCUAUAAAAAGAUUUUAUUCAGAGAAAUUCUGGUCUUAAGAAGAAUUCAAGUUCUACAUUUGAGUUGGGGACUUUUACAUAAUACUUUUCAUCUUUUUUAUCUUGAAAAAAAAAUCCUUUUUCUGGAGUUUUCCUCUCCACAUCUGGAGACAGUUUCUAUGUUUUGCUGUUUUGACCAAUUUUGGUCACAGGAAGGCCCCACAUCUUUUUGAAAUUAUGAUUACCUAAAGGUCGGGUGCCGGCACGGUAACUAAACCAAACCCAGAGCCGUCAAGGUGGUUCCAAGGGGCAGUGGCUCCCCAGGGCGGAGCAGAACUGCCCACAGGCUCUCCCAGGCUGUGCGGCCUGUACUGAAGCCUCCUCUCUCCGACACAGCGACGGGCCUGAGGCUCUGAAUCUGCCCUUCCCCGCACCUUUGGGGCUCUCAUUUAAACCACAACCAGGUUAAUACAGCUAACCUUUAUUUGCAUGUGCUAACACAAAAUAUUAAGCUAACAGCUUCAGGGAAAACAUAAGUGCAAUUUUCAGCUUAAGGGAAAACAAGUGCAAUUUUCUCUUUUCAAAGUCUCUUUCAAAUAGAAAUCUUAGGAAAUAAGCAGGCCUGCUUAUUUAUUUUUAAAGGUCUGCUAAAUGCUUUAGGAAAAAAUUAUUUGAUACAGAGUUAAAAUAAUGUCAAGUUUUGAAUGGACUGCAUGUGCGGAACUAUAUUUUCUUUGGGGGAGGACAGCUGUAGCCCAUUAAAAAUCCACUUAGCUGGUGUAUGCGCAGGUAUACAGAGCACGACACUAGACCAGGUGUUGCUGAAACGAUCAUGGUGAGUUGCUUCCAGGAGCGUUUCCUCUUUGCAGCAUGAGCCUCUGAUUCUAGCUCAGUUCAGCAACAGCCAGCCCCUAUAAGAGUAGACUUGCGCGUCUCUCUGACUGCGUAACCCUCAGCCCCUGAGCAUUUCAUUUCACUGGUGGGAGGUCGACUUCAAGAGGAUGUGCUGCUCACACUGCAGCUGGACUUGCAAGAUGGUGUGUGCAGUGAAAGCAGACACACAGGUGCUUGGGCACCUUCCAAAGAAGCCGCUCUCAGCCCACCGGUUACGGAAUGGUGGUCUCCCUGGGCUCGGAGAUGGAGUGCUUAACCACAACAACGAACAGACCUCAUGGAAUUUUGUUUGCACUUUCAACAGAAAUAAUAGCAGUUGGGGUGUUUUUUUCCAGGGGAAGAAAGAAUAGAUUAAGAUACCUUGGGGAAGCAAGUUGCUGCCUCUCCCCCAAUCCUGCACCAAAGCACCCAGGAGCACCCCAGAGGAUGACAGAGGCCAAGUUCUCAGGGGCUACAGGGCCUGAGCCUGCAGAUAGAAGCCACUGUGUGUGAGACAUUAGGAUGCUGUCUUAGACUAGUUUACACCGGCACAAAAGUGUUUCUAAAGCAUCUGUCAAGUCUUGGAGUCACUUAGCGGUAGCAUCUCUAGCAACAAGGCAUUUCAGCUCAAUCGGGCUGCCUGGACUUGCGGGCACAGUAUCCUGUGAGGACACAUGCUGAGGAAUGGCCAGGGACGAGCGUGAUGCCAUCCUCAGCAGGCGAGGGUAAAGUGGCUGUGGGUAGUCGCAUCGAUUGGUCUUCUGGCAUCGGAAACCCGAGGGAGGAAGCUAGCCACGCUGCCCUCUUGCACAUGUGGGGACAGUGCUACAGCGCCAGUCUGUGGUACGGAGUGUGUGUGUCUUCCCGGUGGGGGAGUCGGAGGAGUGCAGCUAUGAUUUCUUGAAAAGCUCUUGUGGAUCCUUUGGGAAAGGAUCAUAGUGAUGGGUGUAUGACUUGAUGAAUGUAAUCUAUGUCCUUUAAUCAUUCAUGUAAAACUUGGUAAAUGUUUCGUUACAAUUAUUUUUACAGUUAUCUAAACAAAAACAUCUGUGAACCAAAGUAUCAAAAGUUUAUUUCAAUUGUACAUUUAAAACAUUUUUAAUCUACGAAAAUGAACUCCUGAUUAGUAUAAAUAGGUGUUGCUUUACUACUCCCCAGAGAGCUCUCAUUUCUAAUGUAGCCAAAGACAUCCCAACCUUGCCUUCCUUGUAAUGGGCAUUUUUAUGGUGAGAGUUUGAUCAAGGUGACCACCUAGUGUUUUGAUGGCAAAACAGACUGACGAUCAGGAAUCUGAUUUGUGAGUUUAAGCAGCUUAGUUUGAGCUAAUCGCCCUAGAUCACAACUUUGCACAUGGAUGCUAACACAAGCAAGUUAUUAUUUUCCUGACCCACUUCUACUUCGGAAGAUAAAGUUAGACCUUCAUUUUGCUUUCUGAGUCUGCGUGCACAUCUUGAAGGAGUGUUUCUGAAGCACCUGUUUUUAAAGGUCCGUUAACAGUAUGGAAUCCCUGGCUGUGUGGAUUAAAGUCAGGAUAAUUCAGCAACAGUGUGCACCCUCAACAUGAUGACAGGCCACCCACAGCUCUGGGGUUCCAAAGCAGAAAUGGGAGAUGCCGGACCCAAUGCUGUGGUUGCAGGGCUGGGGUGCAGCCUGUCUCUCUGUUCAUUGUUGUGCAGACAAGAUGGUGUCGAGCGAGUACCUUUCCCUACUUCCCACUGGCUGUGGAAUUGUGUGUUUAAAAUGUAUGUUCAGAACGCAAUCAAAAAGCUGGUUUUGCUAGCCUCUUAUUCCGUAAGAAGAUAAACAUCACAGGAAUGUGUAAAAAUAAAAGCCUAAGCAAGAAAAAAAGAGUCUACAGUUUUUCUAAAGAGCAUGAAUCUUUUCCAGUAUACAGUGGUGGUGUCUUUUUAAACUC
Molecule: messenger RNA, 6147 nt
Organism: Echinops telfairi (small Madagascar hedgehog)
Lineage: Eukaryota; Metazoa; Chordata; Mammalia; Afrosoricida; Tenrecidae
Gene: SYNM
Product: synemin
Exons: 6
Coding region: 1-3234 (1077 amino acids)
Biological process (GO): fast-twitch skeletal muscle fiber contraction; intermediate filament cytoskeleton organization
Cellular component (GO): neurofilament cytoskeleton; sarcolemma; intermediate filament
Molecular function (GO): structural constituent of cytoskeleton; structural constituent of muscle; vinculin binding
Source: RefSeq, a predicted model, not a curated record